Messenger RNA from Dothidotthia symphoricarpi CBS 119687, 972 nucleotides. RefSeq lists its product as uncharacterized. Bases 1 to 972 code for a protein of 323 amino acids. The transcript is spliced from 2 exons. Gene Ontology annotation, cellular component: ribosome; mitochondrial small ribosomal subunit. NCBI's taxonomy places the organism in Eukaryota, Fungi, Ascomycota, Dothideomycetes, Pleosporales, Dothidotthiaceae. Gene Ontology annotation, molecular function: RNA binding; structural constituent of ribosome. Gene Ontology annotation, biological process: translation. The record is from RefSeq and is a predicted model, not a curated record.
AUGGCGAGCAGAGAACUGUCACGAACGCUGCGGCGGGCUGUCGACUGCCUGGGACAUCGCGCAGCGCCCCAGUGCCAGCGGACGACUCGAUACCCUCUCGCGACAUCACGGUGCAUCUCGACGACGACACCACGACCCGCAGAAGUUACGGGCAGCGAGACCCUCGAGCCCUUUACCGCCGCCCCGGAGAUCGACUUUUCCAACGAAAAUGGCGGGAAACGAAGCGGCAAGAACCUGCUGCGCACACUGCGCGUCGUGCCCGCAUCGCCGUCCUACUUCAGCGCAAAGCCCACCUUCACCGAUGACUUCAUCUCGCUGUCCGCCCUCCUCCGCACCGUGGCCACGCUCCCCACCAUCCCCGCUGCAGAAGCGCCAAAGGUCGCGUGGAAAACGAUCGAUCAGUACCGCAUCAUGACCAACGAGCCCGUCAAGACGCAGCGCUACCACAAGAUGCUGCAUCUUCUGCGCCGGCUGAACUGCAUCCACCCGUCGCUGAUGCCGCAGGAGGUCACUCAAGCCAUGCUGCGAUACAAGAAGGCCAGUCAACCCGGAGACAUCAAGCCCAAGCCUGGUGUCAUCGACGAGCUGGGCAGGGCCAAGGGAGUCGGGCGAAGGAAGACGAGCUCUGCCGUGGCUUGGCUUGUCGAGGGUGAAGGCGAGGUGCUGAUCAACGGCAAGUCGCUCUCGCAGUUCUUUGGUCGCCUGCACCACCGCGAGAGUGCUGUGUGGGCGCUCAAGGCUACGCAGCGACUGGACAAGUACAAUCUGUUCGCUUUGGUGCAGGGUGGCGGUCUGACUGGUCAAGCUGAAGCUUUGACCUUGGCAGUAGGAAAGGCACUGCUGGUACAUGAGCCAGCCUUGAAGCCAGCCGUGCGACGAGCCGGCUGCGUAACCCGUGACCCCCGAAAGGUUGAAAGGAAGAAAGCAGGCCAUGUCAAGGCCCGCAAGAUGCCUACCUGGGUCAAGCGCUGA